AUGCUAUCGCCGAUUUUGCCCAUGCCGGAAAUCCCCGUCGAUUUCCGCGCACCGCCGCCCUCUCCGGUGGCCUCCGGCAGGAUAUCCACCGUUACCAACGAUGAAGUUUUGACGGAGUUUCUAGAGGCCUCGCUCCGCGUCCCUGAUCUGGUACUGCCGGACAAGAUCUUCCCCAAACAGAAGCACCUCCACGCGCCUCCCGAGGUUGAUUUCGUGUCGCUAUGUUUCCACCGCGACGAGGCUCUCCGCGACGUCGUUUCCGACUCUCUCACCAGGAUCGGAUGCUUCCAGUUGAUCAACCACGGGAUUCCGUCACAGCUCGUGGCCGCCGCCGCCGAGACCGCCGGCGGCGUGUUCCAGGUUCCGCAUGGGAAGCGAACGUCGGCGACGAGGUCGCCGGAGAAACCUUGGGGAUUCGAGGAGUAUCACGCCGGAGAGGAGGAAGAAGAAGGGAGUGAAGAAUUCGUGUGGUGCAAGGAGGAGGAGUUGAAGUCGAAAAUGGAGGGAAUUUGGCCAACUGGAUAUCCAAAUUUCAGCGAAAAGAUGGAAAAGCUUAUGUCACGCAUAGAGAUGGUGGGUAUGAAAUUGUUGCCUGUGAUAUUGAAAAACAGAAGCAUAGAAUUUGUGGGUGGGAAUGAGAGUGGGACUCUCUGUUGCGUUUGUAAGCAUCAUGGUGAUAACAGCAGCGAUGGAUGGGCUAAUUCCUUGAAAUAUGAUGUGAUUAGGAUGCUGAUUAGGGGAACAGAUUACUCUCAUUCAUUGUGCUUCCAUGUCUGCAAUGGCUCUGCACAUUUUCACCUUUACUCCAAGAAAACUUGGCUCUCUUUCUGCCCUCAACCAGGUGCCCUUAUAGUUACUGCUGGAGAUCAAACCCAGAAAUUGAGUGGUGGAAAGUACAAACAUGUGAUUGGAAGACCAUUCUUUAGCGCAGAGAAUGAAGAGAGCAUUUCAAUGGCUUUCCUCUAUUCUACUCAGAACACCAAGAACAAUUUUGAAACCAGUAGGGGUAAAACCAUUUCACUUUCCCAGCAAGCCAUCUUGGCUUUAAUUCUGCCCCUUCUGUACCAUCUCAUCAUUUUUCUCUGCAAAAAACUUCAUUAA
Messenger RNA from Sphenostylis stenocarpa, 1101 nucleotides. The record is from the annotation of a GenBank genome assembly. Lineage: Eukaryota; Viridiplantae; Streptophyta; Magnoliopsida; Fabales; Fabaceae.